Coccidioides immitis RS is the source of this 984-nucleotide messenger RNA. RefSeq names its product C2H2 finger domain-containing protein. Gene Ontology annotation, biological process: regulation of transcription by RNA polymerase II. Gene Ontology annotation, molecular function: RNA polymerase II cis-regulatory region sequence-specific DNA binding; DNA-binding transcription factor activity, RNA polymerase II-specific. The transcript has 2 exons. The record is from RefSeq and is a predicted model, not a curated record. NCBI's taxonomy places the organism in Eukaryota, Fungi, Ascomycota, Eurotiomycetes, Onygenales, Onygenaceae. Gene Ontology annotation, cellular component: transcription regulator complex; PcG protein complex. Bases 1 to 984 code for a protein of 327 amino acids.
AUGAAUCUUGCGCAACUUGUAACCAGCGACAACCGGGGAGAGUCCGUCACUCAUAGCAUGGCUCUCACCUCCAGAGAGGACCAAAUGCAACCCAGAGUGAUGCCCUGUGGAGUGAUACCCUCGAUUUCGAUCCCAAAGAAUAUCUAUCAGCACAGCAACCCGCCCAGCUAUGCCCAUCUCCGCACUGAUCAGGCCCCCCUCUCUCCUCCAGAGGAAGAACCAAUCAGGUGCUCUCUUCCACCUAUCUCAACUCUGCUGAAAGGGGUAGACAGCAUUUUGCCAGACUCUGAAUUCAAGCGACAUAAACACAACCUGUCUGGAGAUAGAGAGUGGAAUCGAAGGCCCCCAAGUCACGCCUCAACCCAAGCAGCACGGUACAGGACCAUUCUGCCACGCACUCCGCUGCUCAGGCCCGGAUCAGGUUUUCAAGACGCCCGGCACUCCCCAGCUGCUUCAUCUGUGUCUUCACGCUCCAUAUCCGUGGCCAACUUGACAGCACCAUCAACUGGGGAUCCCAAACGACACCAUUUCUCAGCUCCUUCGCAAUCCCAUCACUCCAGCCGCUUGUCCUUGUCCCAAGAAGGGCCCUAUUCUACCACAGUCAGCCAAAGCCACGUUCCCCCGUUCACAUCCCCCAUCGAACCACCCGCGAACGCCAGCUACACUCCGCUUUCUGUGCACCAGCAGCAAAUGGGCAGCGCCGCCAUGAGCCCCACGGCCUGGCAGCACCACCACUACUUCCCGCUGUCAAACGCAUCCGCGUACGCUCUGAACCAGGGCAGACAUAUCUGUCAAACAUGCAACAAGGCCUUCUUACGCCCUUCAACCCUACGAAUCCAUUCCCACAGCCACACGGGCGAAAAGCCGUUCCGAUGCCCCCAUGUCGGAUGCGGCAAGGCGUUCAGCGUGCGAAGCAACAUGAAACGACAUGAGAGGGGAUGCCAUACUGGACGGGCCACUACUUCGUCGACGCUGGUGAGCUGA